Striga asiatica is the source of this 1604-nucleotide messenger RNA. The record is from the annotation of a GenBank genome assembly. Lineage: Eukaryota; Viridiplantae; Streptophyta; Magnoliopsida; Lamiales; Orobanchaceae.
UUAUGUAUAUAAAAAACCGAAUAUGUUUUGGGUGAAGGUUGGGUGGGAUGAGUCUACAGCUGGCGAGAAGCAGCCGAGAGUUUCUCUUUGGGAAGUUGAGCCUUUGACAACUUUCCCAAUGUAUCCAUCAACUUUUGCUCUGCGACUCAAACGUCCAUGGCCACCUGGUCUUCCCUCCUUCCCCGGUACUCGCUUGGACCCAUUACAGGGAGAUUUUCCUGAAGUGAUAGAGGAAUAUCUGGAGCAUGGAGUUGUGACAUGCAUCGCCUUUAACAGGCGAGGAACACUUCUUGCUGCUGGGUGCUCUGAUGGAUGCUGUGUUGUAUGGGACUUUGAAACUAGAGGUAUCGCCAAAGUAUUCAAGGACAAGGAUUCAAUUGCUGCCAUAACAAGCGUUUGCUGGUCCAAAUACGAACACUGCUUACUCUUGUCAGCUGCAGACAAGUCCUUGACUCUUUGGGAUGUUGUCAAGGGAGAGAAAAUUGCUCGAGCGAAAAUACAACAAACUCCUCUGCAAGCUCGUCUUCAUCCCAAUUCCUCCACCUCAUCUAUUUGCUUAGUUUGUCCCCUUUCUUCAGCCCCUUUGAUAGUUAACUUGCGCACAUCUACCUUUAUGGUGCUCCCUUUGUCAUUGUCCGACACAGAAAAUGACAAUAAUGCCCUUCCAUCACGUAACAAGUUUUCGGAUGGAUCCACUGGUUUUACGCCUACUGCAGCUUGCUUUAACAAGCAUGGGGAUUUAGUCUAUGUAGGGAAUUCCAAAGGGGAAAUACUUAUUGUGGACCAUAAUAGCCUCCGAGUACGUGGCGUUGUGCCCAUUGUAGGGAGUGGCGCAAUCAAGAACAUUUCGUUUAGUAGGAAUGGGCAGUAUCUCUUGACAAACUCAAAUGAUAGAACCAUCAGAAUCUACGAAAAUCUUUUGCCGGUCAAAGGCGGGCUUCAGGCCCUGGAUGAAUUCAGCAAAGAGCUCGAUGAGAAAGAUGAAUUCGAGAAGUUUAAGGUUGUUCGAAUGAACUGGAAAGCUCCCUGCUUUAGUGGUGAUGGUGAAUGGGUCAUUGGAGGUUCUGCUAACAAGGGAGAGCACAAGAUUUACAUAUGGGAUUUGGCCGGGCAUCUUGUGAAAAUCCUCGAGGGUCCAAAGGAAGCUUUGAUAGAUCUUGCGUGGCAUCCCAUUCGCCCUAUUGUUGUUUCGGUCUCAUUGAUGAGCUCGGUUUAUAUAUGGGCCAAGGACUACACCAAGAAAUGGAGCUCGUUUGCUCUGGAUUUCAAAGAGCUUGUAGAGAAUGAGGAGUAUGUAGAACGAGAAGAUGAAUUUGAUUUAGUGCCUGAAAGAGAAAUAGUAAAAGAUUCUUAUGUUGAUGAAGAUGAGGAGAUUGACAUUGUGACAUUCGGAAAAGAUUCUGUUUUCAGUGAUUCAGACAUGUCUCAGAAUGAAAUACUAUUCUUACCUGCUGACCCGUGUGCUGUUGUUGUUGAGCAGCAGCACAGACAUGCUAUUUUGAAGCAGGAGGAUCCAAAUUCAUACUGCUAUAUGAAAAGAUGACACAGAAGAAACUUAUCUGAAGGGAAAGAGGAAGAACCAAUGGAGCUGGAAGAGUCAUUGU